AUGUCACUAUAAACUACAGAAUUUCAUGCCAAAUCCACAAAUCCAAAGUUGUUUAUUUUAUUUAAUAUUAUUUUAUCUACACUAGAAGCGUAUCAAAAUGGUAACUACAAAACAUAAUAAUAAACCGUUUAACUCGACCGAGAAGCGGUUUGGUCCAUCUACAGCACAUCCGAAUUUAGACCCCAGCGGACUCUAUUUAACAAGACCUCAAGCAUGUGAUCCUUGUCUCUACCAUCCCAGACCCCUACAUUUAUUAUGCGAGGCCACCCACAAGAAAAAAAUAGAUAAAGACCCAUGGAGAUAUAAAAACGAGUUGGAAGAAUGGGCAAAAAAUUUGGGUUACAGGAAUCAGAGAGUGUUAGAACAGCGGCUAUGGGACCGAUCACUAUUAGGUCCUGCCUGGCAUGAAGUGAACGAACCUUAUAAAUACCAACCAGCUUGCAUGAACGUUGGUCUUGGACGAACAGCUCGCUGGAGACCUAUAAAAUACUCACCACCGGAACCUGGAACUUAUUUCAAAAGUGUGCCUUUCAAAGCUCCCUAUGGCCCGCAUUCUACCCGACCAACUUUUGAAAGAGAGGAACCGUGCAGGUUCAAGGACACCUGCCCAAAGUGGUCACUUGCCCCAAAUCGAUACACCAUUAUUGAUAAGGAUGCUAUUGAUCAAAAAUCUAAAAGAAUAGUGUCUCUUCGAGGACCAUAUGACUUGUUUACAGGCAAAAGAGAUGGAAGUACGAUCAAAAACCAUUUUAAUACUUCUCUAAAAUGCACAGCGGCCACGUGGCCGAUUGCACUCAAAGGCAGUCUAGAAAAGUAUAAGAAUUCCAACUUCGGGAAGUUGAAUAAGACCAAUAGAAGUAUGCCCUACAGAGGUCGUAACGCACUUGUGGAUUUGGCAAUGUGUCCGCGGAGAGUGGAGGAACCAGAUCCUACAACUUAUAAUAUUUUUAAACCAACAACUUUUGUACAGAACAAAAAUGGCUUCAACAGUUCUUACGACAAACCCCCGGGCUACCGUAAAGUGAUCGUAUGGCCUGGCGUGGGGAGGUAUCGCGUUUCUACUCGCAGCGAAAUUGUGGGAAAGGGACAUAGACACGUGUUCCAAAGCAAAAUAGGCAGAAGCAUUGGUGCUGAUAUAAUACCCCCCAUGAACUCAUUCUAGUCAUUAGGGUACGUUUCAUAAUUUUACAGAGGUGGAUAUCUGCAUACUAGACUACUCAAUACAAUACAACUUGUUAGAGCCUAAACAUGAACAAAUCAACGUAGUUAUAGGUACUUCGUUCAUUGAAUUGCUUAAAUAAUUUUUAUCAUCUACAUUUAGACUUCAUUUUAUUUUUAGAUAUGUUUUGUAAUAAU
Helicoverpa armigera (cotton bollworm) is the source of this 1356-nucleotide messenger RNA. RefSeq lists its product as uncharacterized. The transcript has a single exon. The record is from RefSeq and is a predicted model, not a curated record. Lineage: Eukaryota; Metazoa; Arthropoda; Insecta; Lepidoptera; Noctuidae. The coding region runs from base 98 to 1162 and encodes 354 amino acids.